AUGACAGACAAUGCCUCUCAUAGACUUGGCCUCCACAUCAAUGGGAAGUACAGGCUUGGUAAGAAGAUAGGCUUGGACACAUUUGGUGACAUCUACCUUGGAAUUGACAUCACCUCCAGCAAAGAAGUUGCCAUUAAGCUCAAGCCCAUCAAAGCAAAGCACCCUCAGUUGGAAUAUGAGUCCAAAGUUCACAAGACUCUGGCUGGCAGUGUUGGCAUUCCAUUUGUCAGGUGGUUUGGCACAGAGUGUGACUACAAUGCAAUGGUCUUGGACUUGCUCGGUCUGUCCCUUGAGGACCUCUUCAACUUUUGCAGCCACAAGUUUAGCCUAAGACUGUGCUGUUGCUAGCUGACCAGUUGGU
This is a messenger RNA of Pisolithus orientalis, 361 nucleotides long. RefSeq names its product kinase-like domain-containing protein. Lineage: Eukaryota; Fungi; Basidiomycota; Agaricomycetes; Boletales; Pisolithaceae. Gene Ontology annotation, biological process: peptidyl-serine phosphorylation; endocytosis; signal transduction. Gene Ontology annotation, cellular component: nucleus; cytoplasm. The record is from RefSeq and is a predicted model, not a curated record. Gene Ontology annotation, molecular function: protein serine/threonine kinase activity. The coding region runs from base 1 to 348 and encodes 115 amino acids. The transcript is spliced from 2 exons.